Molecule: messenger RNA, 3368 nt
Organism: Myotis brandtii (Brandt's bat)
Lineage: Eukaryota; Metazoa; Chordata; Mammalia; Chiroptera; Vespertilionidae
Gene: SOX13
Product: SRY (sex determining region Y)-box 13
Exons: 14
Coding region: 152-1993 (613 amino acids)
Biological process (GO): cell fate commitment; regulation of transcription by RNA polymerase II
Cellular component (GO): nucleus
Molecular function (GO): RNA polymerase II cis-regulatory region sequence-specific DNA binding; DNA-binding transcription factor activity, RNA polymerase II-specific
Source: RefSeq, a predicted model, not a curated record
UAGUGCUCUGAGCCACGGGUCCUCUGUGGAGGGCAGGUGCUUCUGUGCCUCGUCCUGGGCACUGGAUUGGGGCCCCAGCUGAGACUCAAGGUUCUACAGCAUCAAGGGUGAGGAUGGCUGGAGCCUCUCCCCUUGGGGGCCUUUACCUGUGAUGCUCAGGAUGUCCAUGAGGAGCCCCGGCUCUGCCCAGCUGGCCCUGGAUGGCGGUGGCACCAUGGUGAACUGUGCCGUCAAGUCCGAGGGGAAGCAGGAGCCCUGCCACGAGGCCCCCCAGGGCUCGGCUGCCACAGCUGACCCCCAGCCCGGAGACCCAGCCCGAGCCUCCCAGGAUGGUGCUGACCCCCAAGCUCUAGCCCAGGAUUGCAGCUCACCAGAGAGCAACGUGUCCCCAGAACCCAAGAGACCAGGCGACUCUGAGGCUGCUUCUGGGAGCCAGGAGAAGCUGGACUUCAACCGAAACCUAAAGGAGGUUGUGCCGGCCAUCGAGAAGCUGCUGUCCAGUGACUGGAAGGAGAGGUUUCUGGGAAGAAGCUCGGUGGAAACAAAAGAUGUCAAAGGGACCCAGGAGAGCCUGGCGGAGAAGGAGCUCCAGCUUCUGGUCAUGAUCCAUCAGCUGUCCACCCUGCGGGACCAGCUCCUGACCGCCCACUCGGAGCAGAAGAACAUGGCUGCCAUGCUGUUCGAGAAACAGCAGCAGCAGAUGGAGCUGGCCCGGCAGCAGCAGGAGCAGAUCGCGAAGCAGCAGCAACAGCUAAUUCAGCAGCAGCACAAAAUCAAUGUCCUUCAGCAGCAGAUCCAGCAGGUCAAUAUGCCUUAUGUCAUGAUCCCAGCCUUCCCCCCAAGCCACCAGCCUCUCCCUGUCACCCCCGACUCCCAGCUGGCUUUGCCCAUCCAGCCAAUCCCUUGCAAACCAGUGGAAUAUCCGCUCCAGCUGCUGCACAGCCCCCAGGCCCCGGCUGUGAAGAGGCCUGGGGCCAUGGCCGCCCACCACCCGUUGCAGGAACCCUCCCAGCCCCUGAACCUCACAGCCAAGCCCAAGGUCCUCGAGCUGCCCAACACCUCUAGCUCCCCCAGCUUGAAGAUGAGCAACUGUGGACCCCGCCCCCCCAGCCAUGGGGCUCCCACACGGGACCUGCAGUCCAGCCCCCCCAGCCUGCCUUUGGGCUUCCUCGGUGAAGGGGACGCUGUCACCAAGGCCAUCCAGGAUGCUCGGCAGCUGCUGCACAGCCACAGCGGGGCCUUGGACAGCUCCCCCAGCACGCCCUUCCGGAAGGACCUCAUCAGCCUGGACAUGUCCCCAGUCAAGGAGCGACUGGAGGAGACCUGUGUGCACCCACUGGAGGAAGUCAUGCUGGGCUGCGACGUGGACGGCUCCCGCCACUUCCCCGAGUCCCGGAACAGCAGCCACAUCAAGAGGCCCAUGAACGCCUUCAUGGUGUGGGCCAAGGACGAGCGCAGGAAGAUCCUGCAGGCCUUCCCGGACAUGCACAACUCCAGCAUCAGCAAGAUCCUCGGGUCCCGCUGGAAGUCCAUGACCAACCAGGAGAAGCAGCCCUACUACGAGGAGCAGGCCCGGCUGAGCCGGCAGCACCUGGAGAAGUACCCCGACUACAAGUACAAGCCGCGGCCCAAGCGCACGUGCAUCGUGGAGGGCAAACGGCUGCGGGUGGGCGAGUACAAGGCCCUGAUGAGGACCCGGCGCCAGGAUGCCCGCCAGAGCUACCUGACCCCCUCGCAGGCAGACCAGGUGCAGAUGAGCGCCCCGGAAGUGCUGUACCCUCGGGUGGCACAGCCCCCGGUGGAGCACUAUGUGCCCCGAAGCCUGGACCCCAGCAUGCCUGUCAUCGUGAACACCUGCAGCCUCAGGGAGGAGGCCGAGGCCACGGAGGACAGGCACUCGGUGGCCGACGGGGAGAUGUACCGGUACAGCGAGGACGAGGACUCGGAGGGCGAGGAGAAGAGCGACGGGGAGCUGGUGGUGCUCACAGACUGAUCUGGGAAGACCUGGCCUCGGGCAGGGGGCAAAGCCAGCUCACCUGGACUCUGUUGGUACUUGGACUUGGGUGGCUGGACUUGGGUGUCCUUGUAGACACGGGCCCCCUCCCCACCACGCCUGCUGGCAUGGCCACAUGGCAGGGCCUGCAUGGUGGUGAUGGCUGAGCUCCUUGGUCUUCGGGGCUCAUGGCCAGGGGACACUGUAGGACCCUCCCCCCCCCCGGCAGGUCUACCCCCCUGGGGGCAUGGCAGCUUCAGACCCACCUCCCUGGAGCCACACGCUUCGUUUCCAUUCUUGUCCUGGCUGGCCCAGCCCCCAUGGGACCAACACCCCUCACGCCCCUCCACGUGCACACACGGCUCCUCUCUCACCAGGAUCCCUUUGCACUCGUGCAAAAAGGUCUGGCUGUCCCUCUCUGUUUCAUCGCCGCCAAGCCUGGUGCGCCUCUGGCUGCUGCGCGUGUGCACGCGUCUUCACCGUCAUUCACUGCAUAUUUAUUGAGUGCCCACUAUGUGCCAGGCACUGUUGCUGAGUUCCUGUGUGUCCCUGGAUGCUGUCUUGCUUCUCUGGGGGCCGCUUUCUGAGCUCUCUCUGUCCCCAAAUUGCUACCUCUGUCAGUCUGGGUGUCUCAGGUUCUGUGCAUCCUUGUGUGCGUUUCUCUGUCCCGUCUCUGCAGGGCCCUGUGUCUCUCUCCCCUCCUGGUGUCUGACUGCCGCUCUGCCCUGGUCACUCUGGGUCUCUGAAGGGCCCUGGGCCACCCUGGCCUCCCUGCCCCCCCUUUCACCCCCUCCCUGACUUGCUGGUGGGUCCCCACAGCCAUUGUCCGUUCCCAGCAGCAUGGGAUGUGCUCGGCCUCCAAGGAGCUCCGUCCUGGUGGCCCAGACCCUGGCCCCAUCCCAGUGCCAGGAGUGGGAGCAGGAGGACGGGUGGCGCCCCCUUCCUGUCAGUGACGAAAGCCCUGGAGAGCCGGCUCCCUCGGCACUGGUCUCCAUCCCUCCCACACAGCUCUGCCCGCACCCUGCCUGCUCCUCCUCUACACCGGGGACCUGCCUCUGCUCCUGAUCACCUCACAAGUUAUUUCCUUAAGGAAAUUAAGUCUCUUUGGAAUGACUCCAAAGAUCCAGGUGGGUCUGAGUAGGAAGGGAACCCCAAAUCCCACAGGGGCAGGUGUGGAGUCUGUGCCUACCCUCAUCUGCUCCCCAAAGCCCAACUUCUCUCCAGGCUGUUUCUUUUUUUAUGACUGUAAACAUAGUGCUUUAUUUUGUUAAUAAUAAGAUAAUGAUGAGUAACUUAACCAGCACAUUUCUCCUGUUUACACUCGGGAAUUUUUUGUUUUCUGUUGGUAUAAUAAAGGCGGACCAUUUCAGAAUCA